AUGCCUCCUCGUACUACUCGCCCUCCCACCACAGAGUCUCUCCUUCCCCCUAUCUUAGACUUGCUCACGUCGUCGCCUCCGAACCCGUAUUCUGCUCAUCAAAAAGCGCUCACCACCACCGCCCGUCUGGUCCACUCCGACCAUGUCAACGUCGCUCUCGAUAUCCUCUUCGCCACGGCAAGAGAACUCCUCAAGCUUGGUGAAGCGGCCUCAGGAGUGGAAUUGGGUGUACGUAUGACGCAGAUCAUGACUGAGGGAGAUGUUGCCGUUGAUCAGAAGACUUUGGCAUCUCUGACACAACUGCUGGCCCUCACACCUCCAUCUGGACCAUGGAGGAAGAAAUUGGUAGAUGCGGCUAUCAGAUGGACUCAGGUGAAGGGAACUUGUCCUACUGGUGACCCAGGAUUACAUCAAUAUGUCGGUGAGAUGAAUUAUAAAGACCGACUUUACACUCAAGCAGAACAUCACUUGCUCGCUUCUGGCAAGAGAGAUGCAGCUAUCACCCUCGCUGAGAUGAUGUUCGAUUGGUGUGAGAAAGGUGUAUUGGAUCCGUCACCUUAUGCUCUUAGGGGUACACUUCCGUUUCUCACUCAUCGUCCUCCCUCCAUCCUCCCAGCUCUCACAUUCCUCACAACCUUCUUAAACCUCCUUUCCACCUCCUCAACAUCUUCUAAAAUCUUCAUCACCAACCUUCCCUCUCACACCCUUUCCACGCCAGAAAUCCAUCUUACCACUUCCCCAACUCUCAACUUUCUCCAAUUAGCUCUACUCACUGUCCAACGUGCCCCCGCUCCUGGCGUCUCCCCGGUCCAAGCGAGAGGUAUGACAGGAGGUGUUGGACGUGAAUGGGAAUCACUAGUAGGACGAUACAGACGUAUCAGUGGACUUGAUGGAGUGUUGAACCAUCCUGAAGCGGUAGAGGUGAUGGACAAGAUUGGCCAAGAGGUAUUUUUGAUUCCUCCUAGAGGUGGAUCGGGCGGGGGAGAUUUGUUACAGAAUCUUAUGGGUAGUUUCUUUGGUUCUGGAGGGUCUAUGUGAUAUGAGGGAUUGAUGUGAAGGGAAGAUAGUUCACAGAAAGAUGAGUUUUAUGAUAUGUUGCGAGUG
Messenger RNA from Tremella mesenterica DSM 1558, 1104 nucleotides. RefSeq lists its product as uncharacterized. Gene Ontology annotation, molecular function: protein binding. Bases 1 to 1038 code for a protein of 345 amino acids. The transcript is spliced from 5 exons. Gene Ontology annotation, biological process: protein insertion into ER membrane. Gene Ontology annotation, cellular component: cytosol. Lineage: Eukaryota; Fungi; Basidiomycota; Tremellomycetes; Tremellales; Tremellaceae. The record is from RefSeq and is a predicted model, not a curated record.